Cherax quadricarinatus is the source of this 2555-nucleotide messenger RNA. The record is from RefSeq and is a predicted model, not a curated record. NCBI's taxonomy places the organism in Eukaryota, Metazoa, Arthropoda, Malacostraca, Decapoda, Parastacidae.
GAAAGAUUAAGUGUAGCACAUUUCACGUGUUAAAAAUAAAUGCUUAACCAUCAACAAGAGUGAAAAUGAAGCCUAUGAAUAAAAUUAAAAGAGAAUAAAAACUGAAUGAAAAUACUAAAUGAAAAUAAAAAUAAUUAAAAACCAGACAAAAAUAUAAUAAGAUAGAAAGGAGAAAAAAAUAAGAAGAAAAUGUUGGAAUCAACGUUCGACUGGUCAGCUGGGAUGAAAGGCAGCUUCACCUGGGCUGACUAUCUGGUCUUCGUCGGGAUGCUGGUGGCCUCGAUGGCCAUCGGCAUCUUUUACGCCGUCAAGAGCCGCAAUAAAACCAACGAUGAGUUCCUCCUGGGAAGCCGCAGCUUCUCCUGCUUCCCGGUCUCCAUGUCCCUCCUGGCCUCCUCCGUCUCCGCAAUUCUCGUCCUGGGAGGUUCGUCUGAUGCGUACUAUCACGGUGUGCAGUGGUGGGUGAUCUGCACUGGCCAUGUUGCCUUACCUUUGUCUGCUGUCGUCUUCAUGCCAUUCUUCUAUGAGCUCAAACUUACUUCGGUUUAUGAGUUCCAUGCUCCUCCACCAACUCCUCCACAUCAUCUUCGGUCACCUCUAGGCCCAGGGACACAAUAUCCUUUACUGGCUCGAGCUCAUCUUCAAAGCCUUCAAAAUCCUUCGCUGCCGCGAACUCAGGACAGUUUCUUCCACGCUGACUGCAUGAUCCUGGAAGAUACAUCUCUCCAGGCUUUUCCUAUGAGCUUCAAGCAUGUGACGAUAUUGAAAAGGUCCUUCCAGAACUCCCUGAGGGGAGGGAUGAAAGCGGUGGUGUGGACUGACGUGUUGCAACUCUUCAUCCUCAUCCUGGGCCUCAUCGCCGUCGUCAUAAAGGGACUCAUCGACAUGGGCAGCUUCCAGCGGUUCCAUGCUCCUCCACCAACUCCUCCACAUCAUCUUCGGUCACCUCUAGGCCCAGGGACACAAUAUCCUUUACUGGCUCGAGCUCAUCUUCAAAGCCUUCUAAAUCCUUCGCUGCCGCGAACUCAGGACAGUUUCUUCCACGCUGACUGCAUGAUCCUGGAAGAUACAUCUCCAGGCUUUUCCUAUGAGCUUCAAGCAUGUGACGAUAUUGAAAAGGGAGGGAUGAAAGCGGUGGUGUGGACUGACGUGUUGCAACUCUUCAUCCUCAUCCUGGGCCUCAUCGCCGUCAUCAUAAAGGGACUCAUCGACAUGGGCAGCUUCCAGCGGGUGUGGGAGAUCAGUGUCCAACACGACAGAGCUGGACCUCAGAUCUUUACGUACGGGUAUGACCCCAUGGAGCGUCAUACCGUCGUUAAUAUCGUCAUGAGUGCCAUAUUGGGUACGAUAUCGCAGUAUUCGUGCAGUCAGACCACCAUCCAACGCUAUGUCAGCAUGAAAUCUCUCACUCAUGCUUAUAUGUGAGUACUUAUUACUAUCUUAUAUAUUACUAUCAUUGUAUUAUUACUAUCAUUAUAUAUACUAUCAUUAUAUAUUACUCUACGAGGAUGUGAUCCCCUUGCGGCCGGUCUCAUCACCAGUAAGGAUCAGAUCCUUCCCUUCUACGUCAUGGACAGUCUUAGCUCCGUCCCCGGCUUACCUGGACUCUUUGUCGCUUGUAUCUUCUCUGGUGCCCUCAGUAAGGUGACUAUCACAAUCUCUUCCGGAGUCAACUCACAAGCAGCAGUGACCUGGGAAGAUGCCUUCUCCAACAUCCCCAUGUUCGCUAAACUCACCAGCACCAGACAAGCCUUAUUUACCAAGUUCCUGGCCCUGGGCUACGGCUUCCUGGCGGUGGGUCUGGCCUUCCUGGCGGGGAACCUGGGUGGGAUUCUUCAGGCAGCCAUCGCUGUCACCUCCUCCGUGGAUGGACCUCUGCUGGCGGUGUUCAUCAUGGCUCUCUUCAUGCCUUUCACUAAUUCCAAGGGGGCGUGCUCAGCGCUGGUCGUGGGCACGGCUGUGGCACUCAGCUUCAGCUUCGGUGCUACAAUCCUGGGUAUCACACCAGAAAUACUGCCCACCUCUACGGACGCCUGCCCUGCCAACCUGACCAUACCUCUUCCUUCAGACACCCACCCAGUCAGAGUCUCCGACCUACAGUACCCGCAGAAAAUCUUCGGCCUCUCGUACACGCAGCUGGGUUCUCUGGGGUUGGUUGUGGGUCUUGUGGUGGGAGUCCUCGUCAGCUUCCUCACAGGUAAAUCUGGAGGUCGUCGCGUGGAGCGGUCAAUGAUACACCCGUGGGUGAGAUGGUCUCUCCCGGACCCAGCCGAUGUUACAGCCAGGACCAAGGCGAACUCCUACGACAACACGAUGUCCACCAACUUCUAAUUACAAUUUUUAUAUAUACUCUUAUUUAAUGGACGAAAAAUUAUACCUUUAGAAUUUUAAUAUAUUCUCGAAUUUUUUAGUUGUGUUACUGAGUGGCUCUGCUGAUGAUUUCUUAGAAUGUAGAGAAAUGUUCAAAAAUGUAUUAUUGAAAUUAAAGUUAUGCUCAGCACAUAUCAUUUUGUAACUAUUAUGCAUUAUUUUGCCAUGUAAAUAUGUUUCGAAGA